Molecule: messenger RNA, 3507 nt
Organism: Amphiprion ocellaris (clown anemonefish)
Lineage: Eukaryota; Metazoa; Chordata; Actinopteri; Pomacentridae
Gene: fpr1
Product: formyl peptide receptor 1
Exons: 2
Coding region: 167-1309 (380 amino acids)
Biological process (GO): complement receptor mediated signaling pathway; inflammatory response; positive regulation of cytosolic calcium ion concentration
Cellular component (GO): plasma membrane
Molecular function (GO): complement receptor activity; G protein-coupled receptor activity
Source: RefSeq, a predicted model, not a curated record
GGGUUGGAGAGGGGUGAAGCUUCAGGUCCCGCCUCGGGCAUGAACAGUGACGUCACAUAUUUAAGGAUUCAGGGCUCCAAGCUGCACAGUUUCUCCACAGAGGAGUAGGAGCGGACCGGAGGACGCAUUCGCACCGGACUGGAUCGCUGAGAGAGGUUUAAAGACAAUGAUGGAGCUAAUGACUGCUACCCCUUUCUACCACCUCAACACGACAGAUGACAGUGGAAGAAAUGGCUCCUUGUACGAUGACGGCGACGAGUACGACUACAAGGACGAGCACGGUGAGCUGAGACAGUCUCUUAACAUCAUGUCCCUCAUAGUUUACUGCCUGGCCUUUGUCCUCGGUGUGCUCGGGAAUGGAGUGGUCAUCUGGGUGACUGGGUUCAAGAUGAAGAAAACGGUGAACACGGUUUGGUUCCUCAACCUCGCUGUGGCCGACUUCCUGUUCACAGCAUUCCUGCCCCUGAGUGUGACGUACACAGCUAUGGAUUUCCACUGGCCCUUUGGCAAGUUCAUGUGCAAGCUGAACACCACCAUAAGCUUCCUGAACAUGUUCGCCAGCGUCUAUGUCCUGGUGGUGAUCAGCGUGGACAGAUGUGUGUCGGUGGUUUGGCCAGUUUGGGCGCAGAACCACCGGAAUGUACAGAAGGCCUCCUGCGUGAGUUUGGGAGUUUGGGUGCUGGCGUUGAUUCUCAGCGCUCCCUACUUCAUCUUCAGGGACACCGGGCCAUCGUACCACAACGAGGACAUCAUCAACUGCUUCAACAACUUCGCCUUUUCCGAUGACUAUGAAACGCCGUCCGUGAACCGGCUGCGACAGUUUCGUCACCAGGCCAUGACCAUCACCCGCUUCCUCCUGGGAUUCGUUGUCCCCUUCACUGUCAUCGUCUCCUGUUACGCCAUCAUCAUCCACCGCCUCAGGAGAAACCGAACCCUGGCCAGCCAGUCCAGCCGCCCCUUUAAGAUCAUCGCCGCCAUCAUCAUCACCUUUUUCCUGUGCUGGGCUCCAUUUCACAUCAUGGGUCUUAUUGAGUUGGUCAACCACAUGGCUUAUUAUACAAGCGAAACACUGGAUCACAUCACCACUAUCGGGGUCCCCAUAGCCACCAGUCUGGCCUUCCUCAACAGCUGCCUGAACCCACUGCUGUAUGUGUUCAUGGGACAAGAUUUCAAGGAUAAAGUCCGCAAAUCCAUCCUGAAUGUACUGGAGUCGGCCUUCCAGGAGGAGGUGUCUCGCUCUUAUACCUACACAAACUCAAUGGUCACCAGUCGGAGCAAAGAGAAAUCGGUUUCUGAUGCUGAGGUGUGAGGUUAUCGACGACACCAAUGAACAAAUGCUUAAACUGUACAUAAUAGUAAAUGCAACUGUAUAUAACAACUAACUUUUUAAACUGUUAAACUGUUUGUUUUUUUGUCAUUCAAAGAUCCUCAAGGCAAUCUCUUCCACUUGACAUGAGGGAAGGACUUCAUCUGUUACAAUUUGACUGGUCAGAUCUAAAGUAAAGUGUUUCAAAAAAGGGGAAAUAACUUUAUACAUACUUCCACCAACAAAUCCAAAUUGAGCAACCCAUAGUGCUACUUUAUUCUAAUGAGUACGUGUGGCGCUUCUUUAUUGUGCAUUUGUGUUUUCAGUUGCACUAUGUUAGACCUAUUCGAUACCAUUUUUUUUCAAGAAGGGAAACCUAAUUUUGAAAUCCUUAUUUAUGAUUCAUUUGUUCAACACAAGCAGCAUGAAGACCACAUUUAGUUGAUUAAGAGAACUUAAAUUGCGUGCACUCCACGUGUUAAUUGCCAUCGUCUUGCCUGUGCAUGACGGAAAAGAAAAUGAUUCAAGUGCCAGUUACGCAAAGGGCAUAACUGUGGGUUUUAUUGAUUGUGUUUUGGCACAUCACCUAAAAAAUAUGUGAUUAAGGAGGUUACAGAAAGAACACGAUGCAUUUCCUGCUGUUCAGUAUAGCAGGCUGUACAUGUAAUGUACAAGAGAGAUCUCCAGUGUGAAAUAUUGUUGCCCAUUCACCACAAACAGGCUCAUACCAAGCUAACUUCCCCUUUUUCACCCACUGAUCCCACUUUGGCAAAAGUGGGCACAUGCCACUUCCCACAAAGCCCAUCUUUGUGUACAUUCAGUUUAUAGAUUCCAUAUGCUGUAAGAAGCACCUGUUUGCCAUCAAUCCUGCCAUCUCUAACAGAAUUCUUUUAGAGCUGAUUGUUGACUGCCACAUGUCUGUUGCAUGCUUUGCUAAACAUGUUGUUUACAUUUGUUAUUAAGCAUAAGGACAGUCUAAUGUAAUCCCAGUUAAUAUGUAUGAUAGUGACUAUACGAUUAUUGUGCUUAAAGCAGCAGCUGCAUUGUACAUUUAGUUUACUUUGAUCUUUUGAUGUAUUUUUGCUCCUUUGAAAGGCUGCCAGAGCAGUGAGGGGUUAAUGUUUGUGACCUUUACACUAAACGCAUGCAUGUUGUGCUAUAAUCCAAGAAUUUUGUGUUCUCAAAGAUAUUCAGGUUAUUGUCAAAAAAAGACAUGGAGGAAACACCAAUUGUUCUCAUUUUAGAAACAGGAAUUAGCAGUUUUUUUCAUAUUUUUGCCUCAAAAUGUCACUCAGGAAAUCAGCUAGUUAUCAAAAAUGUUGGCGCAAUUUUUUCUCAACAGAGAAAUGAAAAUUAAUGGGAAAAAGGCAAAAAAAAAAAAAAAAAAAGACCCCCAGCAAUUCUUAUUUUAGAAAUAGAAAUCAGUGGAUUAUUAAUUUUUUUUUUUUUUUGCCUAAAUAUACUCUGGAAAUCAGUCAGCUUCUUUCCAAAUCAUUUUCUCUCAACUGAAUAAUGAAAACAAAAUUUAAAUAUUACAAGACUGCUAUUAUCUAAGAAUUUAGAAUUCCAAAGAUACUCUUGUUAUUGCUAAAAAAAAUCUAUUUUUUUUUUAAAAGGCGGUUUUUAAAAUUACCACUUAUUCUCAUUUUAGAAGCAGAAAUCAGCUGAUUUUGUUAUUUUUUCUCUAAAAAAAAUGUACUCAGGAAAUCAAUUAACCUUGUGCCAAAUUAUUUUCUUUCAAUUGAAUAUUGAAAAUUGAUUACAAAAGCUAUUGUAGAAUUGUUAUUAUUGAAGAAUGGUAUCAUCUCAAUGAUAUUCAAGAGUUAUUGUCAAAAAAGAAAAAUUGAUUGUUCUCAUUUAUAAGCAGAAAUCAGCAGGUUUUUCAUGUUUUUUGCCUCAGAAAAUUAACUCAGGUAAUCAAUCAGGUAUCAAACUUGCUGCCAAAUUAUUUUUUUCUCAACUAAAUAAUAAAAAGAAAAGAAAAAAACAUAUAACACUUUUGAUGUAUGUGGUAUAUCAUUGUAUAGCAUGAACCUCUCUAUACAGGGUUAAAUCUAAUGUAUACAAUGUAAAUGAUAUUUUUUUACGUAGCCACAGGGCCCACUUUAAUAAGAGUCUAUAACCAGUAAUAAUGAUGAUGACUGUUAUUAUGGUUCUUGCUGUAACCAUUAUUCCCGUUAUUAAAAUAUUUUUGGACUUAA